UGUCGGUAUAAAAAGUGCAUUUACUAUCGGAAGACUAAAUGCUCAAGGAGUAAAAGGACUGAAAUGAUGUGGAAUGGAGGAGGCGUGUUCAGCCACAGUCGGAGUAGCACGCCCAAGAACUCUCGUCUCUCGCAUCCCAUCACGCUGGGCAAGCACGAUUGGACCAUCGAAGACUUCAUGACCCGCGACGAGGGCGUGGGCGUGUCCCUCAAUACCAAGUUCACCGUUCCGGCCCAUGAGGUCAAAUCCGGCGCGUUGGUCGAGACCAUUUGGCGAAUCAAGGUGUAUCCGCGUGGAUGCGAUGCCGAUCACGCCAACUACGCCUCCAUCUUCAUCAAUCAGGUGGCCGGACCACCGGUUUGGGUCAAAUAUACCUUUUGCAUCCUGGGUCCGCCCAACAAUCUGGGCCCCAAUCCGGGUUUGAACGACCCGUUUCGAAUGCAAGCCGUGGAACACAACGCCCAUGUGGGCUCGGUGCAGUUUCUGGCCGAUCGGCGGAAGAGUUCGCGGGGCUGGAAGAAAUUCAUCGGAUUGGCCAUGCUCCGAGCCCCGAAUAAUCCGUUUUUGCAGGAUCACAGCCUGGUCAUCCGAUGUCGGGUCGAGUUGGAAUGUCGGGAUCAAUUACAUCCGGAAGCCAGCACGCCCGAUAAUGCGGGCGGGGGUAGUAUGGCCAGCCCGUUGACCACGAGCGGUCCCAUGCGUUGGACCGGUGGGUGUGGCGGGGUGGGACGAGAGGGUCGCACAUUCAUGGACGAAAUGAAGUACACGGAUGUGUCGUUGGUGUGUGAAGAACGGGAAUUCCCGUGUCACAAAUACAUGUUGGCUCGGAAAUCGGACGUGUUCGAUGCCAUGUUUAGUCACGAAUUCAAAGAGUCCUUGUCCAAUCGGGUCCUGAUCACGGACUUGAGCUCGGAAGCCGUGUUGGAGAUGUUGCGGUUCAUGUACACCAAUCGGGUGGUUCAUUUGGAACGGAUCAAUCGGAAACUGUUUGCCGCGGCUGAUAAAUACAAUAUUGGCGAGUUAAAGGACACGUGUGAAAAGUCCCUGUGUUCCAAUAUGAGUAUCGACAACGUUUGCUCGCUGUUAUUGUUUGCCCGUGAUCGAAUGGCCGAGCAAUUGAAGAAGAAAGCCAUUGAGUUCAUCUCUCGGAACUCAGUGGACGUGACCAACUCUGUGGGUUGGAAAGAUCUCGUUCACGAACCCGCUCUCGUCACGGAAGUUGUUCAAGCCAUGGGACCGAAAUACAUGUGAAACCCGUCAAUCACGUCUGACUCUGUCAAAAUUUCUAGAAAGGUUUAAUCGUUGGAGUGCCUUAUUUUCAUUGCAGA
Molecule: messenger RNA, 1328 nt
Organism: Tigriopus californicus
Lineage: Eukaryota; Metazoa; Arthropoda; Copepoda; Harpacticoida; Harpacticidae
Product: speckle-type POZ protein-like
Exons: 1
Coding region: 64-1251 (395 amino acids)
Biological process (GO): regulation of proteolysis; proteasome-mediated ubiquitin-dependent protein catabolic process
Cellular component (GO): cytoplasm
Molecular function (GO): ubiquitin protein ligase binding
Source: RefSeq, a predicted model, not a curated record